CUCCACCUCACACCAUCAUCUAUAAUCUCCACCGUCAUUCUUGUUUGUGUUGUCUCCACAAUUCUAUUCCCUUUUCCACCUUUCUACUUCUCUCUUCCUCUUUUCCUCUGUUUUCUUUCUUCCUCCUAUCUCAUCGCUCCCUUGUCUUUUUAAAAUAAAGAAACUCUGCAACAGAAUUUUCUGCCACGAUCUUGCCACUGUCAUGGCUACGUUUGUACUAUUUCCAGUAUUCUUCUUGGCAAUCACUACUCAUUCAAGUGCUUUGUUCUGUAUUUGUAAAGAUGGUGUAAGUGACCAACAACUUCAGAAAAAUAUAGAUUAUGCUUGUGGAGCUGGAGCUGAUUGUACCCCUAUCACUCAAAAUGGUCCUUGCUAUAACCCUAACACUAUCAAAGAUCACUGCAAUUAUGCUGUAAAUAGUUAUUAUCAGAGAAAAGGUGCAACUGGUGCUAGCUGUGAUUUUAGUGGAACUGCUACUACGACCCCAAAUCCACCGACAACUACAGGUUCUGGGUGUGUGUACCAAUCCAGUCCUGGCAACACUGGUGGAGGUACAACAACUCCGACAGUAGCACCACCAGGAACCACAACUCCAACCAUUGCACCACCAGGAACCACAACUCCAACCAUUGCACCACCAGGAACCACAACUCCAACAAUUGCACCACCAGGAUCCACAAUUCCAACGACUGCACCACCGGGCACAACAACUCCAGGAAUUGGCACUGGCACGGGUGGAGGCAUAGCAACUACACCUGGAACAAACUUUGGACUUGGACCAAGUGGCGCUGGCACAGACGGCAGUGCAGCUGGGCACCUCCAAAACUCUGUGUUUUUCACCAUAGUUCUUUUGGCUAUAAGCCUUGAAUGCUCAAGGGUCUAAAAUUAAAAGAGAAUAGAGAAGUCCAUAUUUACGGUCAGCGAGGAGAAGAAUCUUUCUUUAGUUGUUUCUUUCAUCGUUUCUGUUCUUUCUGUCUUAUUAUGGUUGCGUGGAACAGUUGGAAUUGGAUUCCUUUUAGAUGCUUAUGAGGGUAGUAAUUUUAUGUAGUAUAGAGGAAUCUGAUCCCUGCACCCUUUUUAGAUUUCUUCCCUUUGUUGUAUAUUAAAUCUUAUAUAUGAGAAACGGAAGAGGCUGUAUUUUUUUGUUGAAAAUUAUAAUAAAUGAGAACUCUCUUCCCCACCCCAAUCUCUAUCGCAA
This is a messenger RNA of Capsicum annuum, 1198 nucleotides long. Its product is annotated as PLASMODESMATA CALLOSE-BINDING PROTEIN 3. The coding region runs from base 203 to 883 and encodes 226 amino acids. The record is from RefSeq and is a predicted model, not a curated record. The transcript is spliced from 4 exons. Lineage: Eukaryota; Viridiplantae; Streptophyta; Magnoliopsida; Solanales; Solanaceae.